Geodia barretti is the source of this 438-nucleotide messenger RNA. The record is from the annotation of a GenBank genome assembly. NCBI's taxonomy places the organism in Eukaryota, Metazoa, Porifera, Demospongiae, Tetractinellida, Geodiidae.
AUGAUUUCGACUGAGUUCACUGGUGUUUGUGGAUCAUUUAGUGUUGCUGAGGUAGUGGCAUCGCAGCUAACCGCUCCUGGUUCAUUUCCAGUGACUGUGGUAGAGAUUGCAGUGUCUUCAGAGGUGCUGAGAAAGUGUUUUGUUUCUCUUCUUCCACUUUGCCUACUAUUUGGUGUUUCUUUGUUCUCUGAGGUUGGCACUUCAGUAUUUUGGUUAUCUUUGUCAGGUCUUUGCUCUUGUCUCUUUCGCUGUCUCCUCCUGCUCCUCCUCUCCUCCCUCUCCCUCCCCCUCCGCUCACUCCUCACUGCCAGCACAUCCUCCAGCUCCCUCACCAUUUUGGCACUCACCACCUCCUUCUCUCUCGGUCCCACCUCUCCUCCUCCCUCCCUCCCAUUGGCAUCUGUCACACCGGUCUCCUCACCUUCAUCCACUGCUGCA